Larimichthys crocea (large yellow croaker) is the source of this 4589-nucleotide messenger RNA. RefSeq names its product amyloid beta (A4) precursor-like protein 2 (gene aplp2). Gene Ontology annotation, cellular component: membrane. Gene Ontology annotation, molecular function: transition metal ion binding; heparin binding; serine-type endopeptidase inhibitor activity. The coding region runs from base 251 to 2560 and encodes 769 amino acids. The transcript is spliced from 18 exons. Lineage: Eukaryota; Metazoa; Chordata; Actinopteri; Sciaenidae. Gene Ontology annotation, biological process: central nervous system development; axonogenesis. The record is from RefSeq and is a predicted model, not a curated record.
GGCAGAGCGACCGCGCCACAGACACACACAGUCCACAUUUCCAGAGGAGACCGACAGUCUCCCUCCAACAUUUUCUGUCGAGCUCGGGUAACAAAACAAGCGGAGCUGGACUCGUGCCGCACUCCGGGAUAGAUUAUCAGUUAAUUUCGCAGGAUUUGAUUUGCUGUUUAUUCUCCCCCGGACGACACUUUACGCACAUAGCUCUCAGGAUAUAAGUUAUUUACAGUAGCAUAAGCGGAGAUCCUGGAAGAUGGGUUCAGUCCCGGCGAUAUCUGUCCUUAUUUUGGGCAUUGUGGUUCCAGCGCUGGCCGGCUAUAUUGAGGCACUGGCAGCAAAUGCAGGCACAGGAUUUGCCGUGGCCGAGCCACAGGUGGCGAUGUUCUGCGGGAAGCUCAACAUGCACGUCAACAUCCAGACCGGCCGCUGGGAACCCGACCCAUCCGGAACCAAGAGCUGUGUAGGAACCAAAGAGGGCGUGCUGCAGUACUGCCAGGAGAUGUAUCCUGAGCUCCAAAUCACAAACGUGGUGGAAGCCAACCAGCCGAUUCGUAUUGAGAACUGGUGCAAGAAGGAGAAGAAGGUGUGCAAAGGGCAUGCACAUAUCGUGGUGCCUUACAAGUGCUUAGUGGGCGAGUUCGUGAGUGACGUACUACUGGUUCCAGAGAAGUGCAAGUUCUUCCAUAAGGAGCGCAUGGACAUGUGCGUCAGCCAUCAGCAGUGGCACGGCGUCGCCAAAGAGGCUUGUGCCAAAAGCUCGAUGGUGCUGCACAGCUACGGCAUGCUGCUGCCCUGUGGCAUUGACAAGUUCCACGGCACCGAGUACGUGUGCUGCCCCGCCUCGCGCACCGGGGAAUCCGUUCCACCUUCCCCGCCCUCCGAGGUGGACGACGUAGAGGAGGAGGUAGAGGACGAGGAAAUUGACGAUACCGACCUGGUCGAGGAGGAGGAGGACAGUUUGACGCCAGCUGAAGCGCAGCCCACGCAAAAGGAGGAACCGGUGGAGGAGGACGAGGAGGACGAGGAGGAGGACGAGGAAGAGGAGGAGUACCACUACGUCUACGAGGACGAGGAGACAGAUAAGGAGGACGAGGACGAGGAUGAGAAGAAAGAGAGCAGUAAAAUGUCAGACAGCCAAGAUGAGGACAAAACUCUGCAGGAAGUGAAAGCGGUGUGCACCCUGGAGGCUGAGACCGGCCCCUGCCGUGCCUCCAUGCCCCGCUGGCACUUCGACAUGAGCCAGAGGAAGUGCGUGCGCUUCAUAUACGGGGGCUGCGCCGGCAACCGCAACAAUUUCGACUCAGAGGAGUACUGCAUGGCCGUGUGCAAGCGCCUGACCACACCUCCGAUUCCACAGCCCACCGAUGAUGUUGACAUCUACUUCGAGACCCCGGCCGAUGACAAGGAGCACAGUCGCUUCCAGAGGGCCAAGGAGCAGCUGGAGAUCAGGCACCGCAACCGCAUGGAGAGGGUAAGAAAAGAGUGGGAAGAGGCUGAUCGCCAGGCUAAGAACCUGCCCAAGGCUGAGAGGCAGACAUUGAUCCAGCACUUCCAAGCAAUGGUGGAGUCCCUGGAGGAGGAGGCAGCCAGUGAGAAGCAACAGCUGGUGGAGACACACCUCGCCCGGGUGGAGGCUAUGCUGAAUGACCGCCGCCGUCUGGCCCUGGAGAACUACCUGGCUGCCCUGCAGGCCGACCCCCCCAGGCCCCAUCGCAUCCUGCAAGCCCUCAGAAGAUACGUCCGUGCCGAGAACAAGGACCGCCAGCACACCACCCGCCACUACCAGCACGUCCUGGCUGUUGAUCCUGAGAAGGCUGCUCAGAUGAAGUCACAGGUGAUGACCCACCUGCGUGUGAUCGAGGAGAGGAUGAAUCAGAGCCUAUCCCUGCUCUACAAAGUACCCUAUGUGGCCGACGAGAUUCAGGAUGAAAUUGACGAGCUUCUCCAGGAGCAGAAAUCCGACAUAGACCAGUUCAUGUCGUCCAUCUCUGAAUCACAGCCUGAUGUCACCGUGUCGUCAGAGGAGAGCGUGGAAGUCCCCGUCUCUGAGGGCAAACCCUACCGCCCCUUCCAGGUCACAUCCUUGGGGUCCCGUUCGGAGCCAGAGGGCGAUCUAUCAGACUCCCCACGUGCCUUCAAGAAAGGCUCCGCCAUGUCUGGUUUAGACGGUCUGAUAGGUGCCGAGGAGAGAAUCAUCAACAGCAAACCCAAGAUCAGCGACAACGUGGUGAUUGAUGAGUCUCUGGAUGUUAAAGAAGUGGUUUACAGUGCAGAGAGAGUCAGCGUUAUGCAUGAUGAUGAGCUGGGGUCCUACCGCCCUCUGGGAGAGGACUUCAGCUUCGGCAGCAGUGCACUGAUUGGCUUGCUGGUGAUUGCGGUGGCCAUAGCAACUGUGAUUGUGAUCAGUCUGGUGCUUUUGAGGAAGAGGCAAUACGGCACCAUCAGUCACGGCAUCGUGGAGGUCGACCCCAUGCUGACACCAGAGGAGCGCCACCUCAGCAAGAUGCAGAACCACGGCUACGAAAACCCCACCUACAAAUACCUGGAGCAGAUGCAGAUCUAACUUUAGCCUACAGGGGGCGCUAUAGAGUCGGACAGAGGACGGCAACUGAGGGGGAACAUACUACUGACCAAUAACAUAUGCUAUUGUUAAAACGAAAAUCAUUUGCAAACAUCCAAACUCCAUUUACCGGUUUGUUCAGAAACAAUCCUUAAAUAAUGCUACUACUUCUACUACUGCUACUAUUGUACUAUAGAGCUCUUUUUGAUCAUGUUUCUUUUGAAAAAGGUGAUGUAUCUGCCAUUUUUGCAUUAUGGAAAAUGUGAUUCUGCAGAUUUCUCUGUAAUUAUCAGUACAGCUAUCUCAGAUCAAGAUGUAUAACAUUUCUUCAAACAUUUUCUUUUCUUUUUCCUUUUUUUUUUUUAAAGUGAAAUGCAAAUCAAGCAAAAUUGAAAUGUCUUUUGAGUCGCCAUCAUCGAACCGGCAUUACCAGACUACACUAACACUUCAGUUGUCCAUCAUGCGAGUGUCAUGCAGUUUCUGAUGGUUUUUCUCCAAAAAGAAUUCAUGUUUUAUUUUGUUCUUUUUUUUUUCUUCUCUCCUCUCAAUAGAUUGCUUGUAUAUGAAGGUUCUUUGUACCAAUUAAAAUGUAUAGUGAAACAACAACGAGAAAAAAAUGAAAUCAUGGAUUAUUUACUUUCUGUUCUUUGUUAUGAUGACAGACGAAAAUAUACAUAUACAGUUUAAAUAUAUAUAAGAUUAGAUGUUUUUAUUCCACCUUUUAUUCCCAGGAAAGAGGUUAGAAGUCGGUUUAGGGUUCUUAGCUCGGCGAUCAUGAGUUGUGUUUGCAGGCAGAAAGAGUCGGGGAAGGGGAAUGUGUGCACAGACCCCCAGCUCAAACACAUCACACACAAACCUACUCUGAUCCCUUACUUAGUGAAUGUGAUUAUAUAUUCCCUCCUACACAGACAAACAGAUUAACAUCGCUAGAUUAGGUGUUGACAUGUGUUACAUAGUUGAAUGUAUUGGGGAAGCUUUUUUUCCAUACUAUGUAUCUGACAGGAUGUGGCUUUGAGUUUAAAAUCACGAUUAUCGUGGCAGCAGGCGAUGACGUGCCACAAAGUGUUUGUUUUUUGUUUUUUUUAUUAUUUUUUGUUUUCUUGUUUCUUGAAGCAAAAAUCAAGUACUGGAAAAGCUACAAAUCUUUGGAGGGAAUGAUGUACACACACACACACACACAAACACACACACAUUAUUAUUAUUGAAGCAACUGUUGGCUUUGCAGGUCAUAAAGCGUAGAACAGUCUGACAGAUCAAAAAACAGGGCUGGCCCAGAGAGGAAAUAAUCAGCUGCUUAAACUCCAUCUGCCAUCAGGGCCGCCCCCCCAAAUGAAUCAAUUUAGGGGGGGGCGCUUAAAUUUUAAAUUCUUUUUUGAUUGAAACCAAUAAUUUUGAUGGGUACUAAAACCUUUAAUAUAACAAAUUUUGCAAUCUCUUGCAAAGAUUUUGGGGGGGUUCGGGUACCCAGAAAGGCUUGGGCGGGCCCUGGAUCAAAGCCAACUGAAGACAGCUUGGAGCUGGAGGGCUGUGCAGGCAGACAGAGACACACAGAAAGACAAGGCUUGGAGAGCUGGUUUCUGAAAACAAAAAGCUAACGUGUAUUUUUACAGGUAGAGACUGACACAAACAAGUAAAACUGAAUCCUAGAGCCCUCUUUCUCUUUCUCUUCUCUCUCUCUCUUAGUAUUGUCUUUGUAUGCCUGUAUAGUUGAUGUUGCAAUCAUGGCUUUUUUCCGGAGGAUUACCUGUGGUGUGCAUUGUUCUUAUAUGAAAUGAUAUGAUAUAUAUUUUUAAGUUUGUUUUCUUGUUUUCUAUUUUUUCUCUUCCUGUGACAGUAUCUCUGUAUGUGACUGUCUCACUAUGCACCCAAACGGCUUCAAUCUUGUAACUGCCUGCUUGAUUGUGGGAGGGGACUGGGAACUAAUAUAAUAUGCAUAUUAGUGAUUUAAAAAAAUAAAUAAAUUUGAUUGACACAAAUGGAAACGGAUUUAUGGUUACAGGGGGGAUACACAUCAAUAAACUCACAACUUCCA